Xylaria bambusicola is the source of this 906-nucleotide messenger RNA. RefSeq lists its product as uncharacterized. Lineage: Eukaryota; Fungi; Ascomycota; Sordariomycetes; Xylariales; Xylariaceae. The transcript has 3 exons. The coding region runs from base 1 to 906 and encodes 301 amino acids. The record is from RefSeq and is a predicted model, not a curated record.
AUGACGACAGUGACCCAGCUUGUACAUCUGAGCGAUGAUAUCGUCCUCAAGGCUCAAGAUAGUCCCUGGCCCACUAACGACGACAUACGAUCGAAACCGGAAUCCUGGAGACAGGACCUAAUCGGCCGGGUUAAUGGUCUAUUCGAUCGAGCCAACGAGCUGGCAAUAUACACCCAGCCUAACAAGAGCAGGUGGCGCAUGCAGCUCGAAACCCUGCCUUCGUUGCCAGGGGCUGCUCUGGAGAUCGGAGACCGAUCAACAAUCAGAGGACCGCAGGAAGCGCCGAAAGUCUUGUCAUUGUACCUCGCAAAGUUAUUCUCAGAGCUUGUACGUGCUGUGAUCAUUCUUGACGACCAUGUUCGAGCAGGAGACUUACAAUCUAUGGUCGAAAGAGAAUUGAAGAAGAUUUUAAAAAAUCGCCAAAGCCGUGAUGGGAUCCGCGUCUUCGGGAGUGACAUCAAUCCCAGGCAUGGAACCAUUCGUGAUCGUGUAGGAGGAAAGGGGCCAGCUACAGAGCAUGCCCGACAGCACUCGGAUGCCAACCAUACUCCGCCACCGCAUCAAAACUUGUUUCCUAACAAAUCACUAAAAAUGAAACUUGGUUCAAUUCGGUCUACUCGUUCGAUUCAGUAUCAUUUCCGCGGCCUAUUCAUUACCGAAGAAAAUGUAGACAGCCUCUUGGUCUUGAGCAAAGAGCCAGAUUUCAGUAUCAGUCGCAGCACAGAGGAUGCGCGUCGUCUCCUCGAGAGCCUACAGCAACACAGCGAGUUAAUCCUUACAACACAAUUCGCAUUAGAUGAAAUGGAGUAUAUGUGGACCGGUGAAAGAAGUACGUCAGAAUCCAAACUUGGUUCAGCGACCGAGAUCGAAGUUUAUGCCGUCCUCGAGUACCGCUGCUUUUUUUGA